Eupeodes corollae is the source of this 3955-nucleotide messenger RNA. It is a transcript of the gene Fmr1, whose product is annotated as fragile X messenger ribonucleoprotein 1 homolog. Lineage: Eukaryota; Metazoa; Arthropoda; Insecta; Diptera; Syrphidae. The transcript has 11 exons. Gene Ontology annotation, biological process: regulation of modification of synaptic structure; positive regulation of translation; regulation of translation at postsynapse, modulating synaptic transmission. The coding region runs from base 691 to 2703 and encodes 670 amino acids. The record is from RefSeq and is a predicted model, not a curated record. Gene Ontology annotation, molecular function: mRNA 3'-UTR binding; translation regulator activity; protein homodimerization activity. Gene Ontology annotation, cellular component: dendritic spine; neuronal cell body; postsynaptic density.
CUUCUUUCAUCUUUUUCCGUUUUCUUUUUGUUCAUUGAAUUUCCAACCAAAAAAGUCUGCACGCGAUUUUUCAGUUCAAUAGAAAAGAAAAUUAUCAAUUUCAAUUUUAACUCCAAAAACACAUAAAUAAACCUAACAAUUUUCUCCAUAAUACUCAACAACAUCACUUAAUUUCCUCAUUAUUCAACUCCAAUUAAUUGAAGUUGCUAAAAAUUAUCCCUUCCUACGAUCUCCACUAAAAAAAAAGCAAGAAGCAAAAAGGCAGCGAGCGAAUAAAAAGAAGAGAACCAAGACGAGAACAAAUUUAAAAAGAAAAGAAAAAAAGGAACCAACAACCCAAACCCAACCAACCAACCAAGAGAAGAAGAAAAGGCAGCAAAAUCAGCCGACCUCAACUCAACUGCACCAAGCACCACCACUGGUACUACUACUACUGGUACUGGGGCUCAGCAGAAGCAGAAGCAGCAGCAGUAGCACACCAGAUAAGCAAAAAUACUAAGAAAUCGAAAGAAUACUCAAAAAAUUCCACACCUUUAACGUGGAAUUUGGUUAAUUUUUGUAUCGUUGUCGCAAAAUUUGAUUUUUACGUCGAAAAAUAAAAUUUGAAUAUUGAAACGAAAGGAAAAACAAAUCGCUGCGAAAAGAAUUGACGGAACAAAAAUACCAACAGGAGUAUUCUAAUCCAACAAAAUGGACGACGAUCUGACGGUGGAGGUCUGCGGCGAGAAUGAUGCCUACUACAAGGGAAUCGUAACAGAUGUAUUCGAGGAUGGAGUAAUGGUCAGUUUGGAUGAAUGUCAAGAAGAACAAAAAUUUCCUUUCUCGCAAGUUCGUUUCCCGCCCGAUGAUAAUGAACAACCAGCUGUUUAUGAAGAAGGAAUGGAGGUUGAAGUGUUCACACGAUCUCUUGAACGUCAAACAUGUGGAUGGUGGACUGCUAUUAUAAAACUUCUUAAGGCUGAAUUUUGUGCUGUCUGUUAUGUAGGCUUCGAACAUCAAUAUACGGAAAUUGUUGAACUGAAGCGACUUAGAGUGAAAAAUCCUAAUCCUCCUAUUGGGCCUAAGACUUUUCAUAAAUUUGAAAUUAAUGUGCCUGCAGAGUUGCAAGAAGAGGCCAAGGAAGAAGGCAUUCAUAGAGAGUUUCAAAGAUCAAUAGGAGCUGGAAUUUGUCGUUAUAAUCCUGAACGUGGGAUAUUAACAGUAAUUUCAAAAUGUGAUUUUUCACAAAAAAGAGCGACCAUGUUGCAAGAUAUGCAUUUUCGAAAUUUAUCUCAAAAGGUCAUUCUUUUGAAACGAACGGAGGAAGCUGUUCGUCAGCUUGAAUCAACAAAACUAAAUAGUCGUGGGGCCACGCCGCUCUUAUCUACUUCUAGAUUCACAGAUGAAUUUCACGUACGCGAUGACCUUAUGGGUCUAGCUAUUGGAUCGCACGGUAGUAAUAUUCAAGCUGCACGUCUUUUAGAAGGCGUUACAAAUAUUGAACUUGAAGAGAAAAGUUGCACAUUUAAAAUUACCGGCGAAACAGAGGAUUCUGUGCGUCGUGCCAGAUCAAUGCUGGAAUAUGCAGAGGAAUUUUUUCAAGUUCCCCGUGAAUUGGUCGGCAAGGUUAUUGGUAAAAAUGGACGUAUUAUUCAGGAAAUUGUCGAUAAAAGUGGCGUGUUUCGAAUCAAGUCGGAGAUAUUUGGUUUUCAGAUCGCAGGCGAUAACGAACAGGAUCAAAACAUACCACGAGAACAUGGACACGUACCGUUUGUAUUUAUUGGAACCGUUGAAAGUAUUUCGAAUGCUAAAGUACUAUUAGAAUACCACUUGGCUCAUUUAAAAGAAGUGGAACAAUUACGUCAAGAAAAAUUAGAAAUCGAUCAACAACUGCGAGCCAUACAAGAAACGAGCAUGGGUUCUAUGCAAAAUUUCCCUGUAAAUCGAAGAUCUGAACGAGGUUACAGUAGUGAUAUUGAGUCGGUGCGGUCGGGGAGAGGUGGUGGGUCGAGAGGGCGUGGCCGUGGUCGAGGCCGAGGUGGAGGCGGUGGAGUUGGCGGCAAUCAACGUUACCAUCAAGGUCGACGAGACGAUGAUGAUUACGUCCGGAAUGAUCACCCAAGAGAGAGAUACUCUGAUCGAAGUGGUGGCGGUGGCUAUCGGGGCAAUGAUAGGCGUGGAAAUCGACGACCUAAUCGGAAUGAACCUAAUGGCAGGGAACCAUAUAACAACCAUGAGGACAUUCGGGAAAAUCGUGAGCUUAGCAGCGUUGAAAGAGCGGAAAGCCAUUCAUCGAAUGAAGGCAGCACGCGAAGGCGACGAAGGCAAAGGAGCACAGCUCCAAGCACUAAUAAUACAAAUGGUGGCGUAGCAAAUAAUAAACCGCAAAAGAAUCAAAAUAUUGAUAAAACUGCUACAUCAUUAGAAAGAUCAAAACAGCAGGUGCCUCCACCACCACAACAGCAGCAGCAACAACAACAACAACAGCAGCAGCAACAGAUAAAUGCUCCUAAUAAAGAUGCUAUUGUGGUCAACAGUGUUCCGAAUAAAAACGAUAAAAUCCAACAACACCAGCAGCCCCAACAACAACAACCAUUGCAGCAACCGCCAAUACCACAACAGCAUCAGCAUCAAGCUCCAAAAGGUCGCCGCAAUAAAAACAACCGAAACAAUCCCGAUAAUAUUGAACUAAAGAAGGAAGCUUUGGUUAAUGGAACAUCCUAAUUUAUUUACAAAACAAAAAACAAAAAAAAAUAAACUAUUCAGAGAACAAUUAAAAUAACUGAGUCCAUUAUUAUUCAUAUUAAAAAAUAUAAGCUAUUAUUUUAAAAAUAGAAGAGAAGGGAAAACACUGUUGAAAUAUAAUACACACAAAAAGAAACUAUAAACUUAGUUCCGAUACAACAAGAAACAAAACAAAAACAAAACACAACCAUUUAAAAUUAGUUGAUGUUUAUUAAGGAUCCGGUGUUUUAAAAAUGAUAAUAAAAACAAGAACUCCCAAAACUCACACUCCCAAAAACACACAUUUUUUAGGAGCGUAUCUCAAAACUAUGCAUAUUCAAAUGCAAAUCCAUUAAUUCAUUGGCGUCGUCGUAAUCUUCGACGCCGCCGCCGUCUUCGUUAACAUAACAUCGUCAUCGCCUUCGGUCUACAUUGCCACAAUAUAAUUCUUCACCACUCGUCAUCAAAAUAAUAAAUUCACCUCCAUGUCAAUGAGCCAAUCGAACGACAUUAAUAAUUAUAUAAAUAGUAAUAAUAUUAAAAUUAACAAAAGAAAAAGAAAAAUCCAAAAAAAAAAAAUUACUUCUACAUACAAUCAAUUCAGCAGCAAACGAUUUUCGAUUUUCUAAAAAUUUAAAACAAAAACGUUUGCUUUAACGAUUUUCAUUUUUUAUAUAAAUAAAUAUAUAUAUAUAUUUAAAUGUAUAUGAUGUUAGAAAGAAAGAGUAAAACAAAAAGUAUUUAAAAAAUGAAAAUAUAUUAAAUAUUUUAAAAUAAAUUUCACCCCCACAUACAUCAAUAAUAUCUUAUUGGAUGCGUUUCGCUGCCAAAAAACAUACAAACAAAAGAAAAUAAAAUAAUUAAACUUAGCUAUUCAACGAAAACUUAACAUUUAUCAAGCCUUAGUUAAGUUUGUUACCAUUUUCUUUUUUUUAUUCGCUAUAUUUCGUUUCAUCACAUAAAAAACAGCUUUAACAUUUUUCUUCUCGGACUUGGUGUGAAUAUCGCUUGCAUCGUUCUCAUAUCAUUAUUUCCUUAAUUCUUUUUAGUUGUGAUUAUUAAAAAACAUAAACGAUCGCUUUUCAUUGAAUCACAUCCUUAAACGUAUUCUUGUCUCACCAUUUACACUGGUCGGAGCAGAUACUCUCUUCUUUUAAUUAUUUUUUUUAGUUAAUAACAAAUAUAUAUAUAUUACGUUAUAUUAAAGAAAAAUAAAUAUAUAAUUUUAAAUCAAAACAGCCUCCUUGCGAUU